Messenger RNA from Belonocnema kinseyi, 3993 nucleotides. RefSeq names its product cytoplasmic dynein 1 light intermediate chain 1 (gene Dlic). The transcript has 10 exons. Gene Ontology annotation, cellular component: cytoplasmic dynein complex; centrosome. Gene Ontology annotation, biological process: microtubule-based movement; microtubule cytoskeleton organization. The coding region runs from base 35 to 1483 and encodes 482 amino acids. NCBI's taxonomy places the organism in Eukaryota, Metazoa, Arthropoda, Insecta, Hymenoptera, Cynipidae. The record is from RefSeq and is a predicted model, not a curated record. Gene Ontology annotation, molecular function: dynein heavy chain binding.
CGCACUUCUCCCUUCACUGCCUGUCAAAUGUACAAUGGCAGCGAUGGUCAUAGACACAAUGUUGCCGAGAAGUGGGUCUCACAUAAAAAAGAAAGAAGACACAGAAAAUAAAGACAACUUAUGGUCCUCUAUUUUAGCAGAAGUACAAAAUAGUGGGAACAACAAGUUACCAUCAAAUAAAAAUCUCCUCGUUAUAGGUGACAAUGAAAGUGGCAAAACAACUCUUAUCGCGAAACUUCAAGGAGUUGAAGAUCCGAAGAAGGGUUCAGGCCUCGAAUUUGCAUAUAUUGAUGUUCGAGAUGAUUACAGAGACGAUCAAGCCCGACUUGCUGUUUGGGUAUUAGACGGAGAUCCGGGCCACGCAAAUCUGUUAAGGUUCGCGUUAAAUGCUGAACGAUUUCCAAAUACUCUCGUCAUGUUGGUCGCUGCGAUGACGACUCCAUGGGCCAUUCUAGAUCAACUGCAAGCUUGGGCUGAAUUAUUAGGCGACCAUGUUGAUAAACUUAAUUUGAACAAUGAGGUCUGGCAACGUUGCAGGCAACAAAAUGUCAAAAAAUGGCAAGAGUACGCAGAACCAGGCGACGAGUUGGAUCCAGGUAGUCCAAUGAGGCGCACAAGUCGAAAUUUAGAUGAAGAAGGGACGGAAAAUUUACCGUUACCUGAGGGAGUACUCACAACCAAUUUGGGACUGGACAUUGUUGUUGUCAUCACCAAGACUGAUUAUAUGUCGACUCUUGAAAAAGAACAUGAUUACAAGGACGAGCACUUUGACUUUAUGCAACAGUGGAUUAGGCGAUUUUGUCUUCAAUACGGUGCUGGUUUAUUUUACACAUCAGCGAAGGAAGACAAGAACUGUGAUUUACUUUACAAAUACCUUACGCACAGAAUUUACUCUCUGCCAUUUAGAACUCCAGCCUUGGUUGUCGAAAAAGAUGCCGUACUCAUACCUGCGGGUUGGGAUAACUUGAAGAAAAUCAGCAUUCUCCAUGAAAACCUACAGUCAAUGAAUUCAGAAGAUUACUAUCGCAACGUUAUUAUCCAGCCACCAACAAAUAGAAAAAAUGUGACGCGAGAAGUGGAAAUUCAAGCAGAAGAUGAGCAGGUGUUUUUAGCGAAACAACAAGCCGCUUUGUCUGGAAUGAAAGAUCCAACUCGGUCCCCGACUACGAGGAACCAGGCAAGCAUGGGACCAAUCGUCCAGGUGGCUUCUCCUAAUAAAAAGUUGGAUCCCAAAGGAACUGGAAAUACUCCCUCGGGUGAAGGGGUACUAGCUAAUUUCUUUAACUCUUUGUUAUAUAAGAAAAGUGGCUCUUCACCUGGCCCACCAGGUUCUCCAGCUAGCGUUGGAACUAGCCCUGUUAAAAUUGAGGGUGGUGCAGUCGACAAAACGGCUAUGCGGAAUGACGCAGCUGCAGAAUUGGAUCGCAUCACUCGAACCAAGAAAAUUCCACCGGCCGAUUUGAAUUCAUCGUCCGAGUGUUGAAUUAGCACAACUUACCUUCGUGUCACAGCUGAAUCGGAUCAACGUCGUACGAUUUAAAAUCGUACUGAAUGUUAAGCAUAAUUUAAUAUUAAUAGUCUAGCUAGACCGAAGUAAUCGUCGUAUCAUUGCUCUUAAAUUAUUACCGUGGGGCAGUGCAAGAAGAUGAUCAACGUACCACGUCGCAACAAGCUCGUUAGAAAGAUCGCCUAGUAUUUUUUCUACAUCAUCGUACAGAGAUCUACAAAUAGUGUGGUACUUAAACUCGACAAAGAUAUUUAUUUAUCCCUGUUUUCAGUGUUGUAACGCAGUAGACAAUAACCACUCUUUCGUUGCACCGUUUAACUAACCGAUUUCGCUUUCCUCCGACUGACCAAGAAUAUAAAAAAUAGCGAUAUCUUCAAUAUCAAAGGGAAUCAAUCAAGCAACUUUAAUUUACAUUUCCGAACUUUAGAUUUCAUUUCUAUCAAGUAUCAGUACCUAGGACUGCCACACGGUCAAGUCACUUCUUUCUUAAAUUACUUUAUAGUCUAGUUUUUAAAGAUAAAGUCACUAUAGUCACUUUUUCGAUGAAAAGAUCACUUUAGUCGCUUUUCUUUCAAUAAUUUGAAAACAGAGAACCCAAGUGUCAACCAAAAUUGAAUUUAGGGCAAUAUAUAUUUUUGAAUUUUCUUGAAUUCUUUUCUAGUGUUGUCAAUUCUUUUUAAUUCCUUUAAAAUUCACACUAAAUUCUUUGAAAUUUGUCGGAAAUUCGUUUGGUUUUUAUCGAAUUCUCUUGAAUUUCUGAACUGGCGGAAAUUCAGAGCCUAAAAGCUCAAUUUGAAGAAAAAAUUUCAAUUCUAUAAAAAGAUGUUGCAAAAGAAACCGUUAAAUUUCUAUGCUUUUGAAAAAUGGGAAUAACUCUAGAAAUAAUUAACAUUUUUUAACGCUCUUGGGUUCAUUUUAAAGAUAAAUCUAUAUAGUAUUUUUAGAAAUUGUUAAGAUAUUUUAAGAUUUUUUUCCCUAUAUGCUGCCCUAGGCUGUAAAAAAAUCGCAAAAUUUAAAAUAAUGAUUGUACUCUUCAAAGGACUUAAAAAAUGUAAAAAAAGACAAUAUUUUUUAAAAUGUUACUAAAAUUUAUUUAAAUAUGACAACGAUUUUUUUAGCAUUUGUAAAUAUUUAUACAUUAAAAAACAUUUUGCGACUUUUUUGCAUCAAGUUGGAACCUGGGGAAGCAUAUAGGUAAAAAUUCUCAAAAUAUCCUAGCAAUUUAGAAAAUAUUAUAAAAUUAAAAAAAUUAGCGAAUGAACGAAAUGUUUUCCCACGAUUAUAUUUUCAUCUACAAAUAGCGCUUCAACUACAAUUUAGAAUAAUACCAAACAGUUUUUUUUGUAAUAUAUUUUUUGUAAUAUAAGUUUGAAAAAUAAGCAGCAAAAAAUUCAUUCAUUUGAACGUUCUAAACUUGAAGCAAAUAAUUAUUUCCAGAUUUAUUCCAAUGUUACGAAAAUUAUUUUGAUGUUUUUAUUCGUCUGCAUUUUUUUAGAAUUAUUGUAAAGUCACUCAACUCUACUCAAUUAUUUUAGAUAUAACUUAAAUUGUUUUGAAGUAACUCUAAAUUAUUAUGAAUUAAUCCUGAAUUCGCUAAAAUUCACCUGAAAUUCGGAUAAAUUUCAUCGAAUUAAUGGAAAUUAUUCACUUUUGGACACUUUUUCGGUUCUAAUAUUUCACUUUUUCCAAGUAAAUUAGUCUGUGGCAGUCUUGCUUAAUUUGAAUCGAGAUGUGAAUUUGAUAAAAAGAUAUUCUCUGCUAGAUGCUGAUUUUCUCUAAAAACAACCACAGUGAAAGUACGUAGUGCGCUGACAAUUCUUUCAAUAACGAAAAAAGGAUCCCAGAGAUUUUUUGCAUUUGAUAAAAAUAAUAUAUAUAUUUAUAUAGCUUGUUUUGAUACUUGUGUUUUGCGAUAAGUUUCUAUCGUUAGUAGCAUCGUGACAUGAUUUUUACUUACCGGCACGAAUUAGUAUUAGUUUUAAACGAAAGUAAGGAACACAGUGGAAAAUUUGAAGAAAUUCUUUGUUAAAUAUAAAAAUAUAAUGCGAAUAACUCGGCUGAGUGUUAAGUCUAUUUUGUAUCUGUGUACGUGCUUGAAAGGGUGCGACGAAUAAAGUAAAAAAGACUUAUCGCUUGUUAUUAAGAAUUUAAUAUAACAAUAAAUUUCACAUAUGUUAAUUUAUACCUCGCUGGUUGAGUCUUGUAACGAUUUAUAUCGCAUCGCUUGCAAUGGUCUGCUAUCAUGAAACUUACCGAGUGUUUCGCCGACAAUUACACUGCCAAUAAAAUGAAAGUGAAUGCCUCUUAUAGAGUGUAAAUUCUCGCGUCAUUAAUCAGCGGUGCGAUUGUAGGUGAAGGUUCGUAUUCAACUCUACAUAAUGCCUCGCACAUUCGUUUACUUCGACAAAAAGUCGGCUGUAUAUACAAAUAGUGAAUAAUAUUAAUAUUAUACAACAAUUUCUUGAAUAAAGUCAUUUUUUACAUAA